Cinara cedri is the source of this 890-nucleotide messenger RNA. Lineage: Eukaryota; Metazoa; Arthropoda; Insecta; Hemiptera; Aphididae. The record is from the annotation of a GenBank genome assembly.
AUGGGGUGUGUUAUGUUAGUAAUAGGGGCAGCAGCAGCAGUUGGUAGUGUAGCUGGGGCAGCAGCAGGAGCUGCAUUUGCUAGUACUCAGUACGAAAAAGUUAUAUCAAAAUUAGAAGAGCAGAAUAAAAACAUGUCAGAAAAUUGCGAUAAGCAGGUUGAGGCAACCAAGAAAGAAAACAAAAAAUUAACAGAAAAAUUAGCCGAUUUAACAACAGAAGUAUCUCAAGCAAAAGAAGAAGCAAAAAAGAAACAUCAAGAAUUGAUUAGUAAAAUGGAACAAGAAAGAAAGGAAAUGCAAGCAAAAAUGGAUAGAGAUGCAAAGGCAACGCAAGCAAAAAUUGAUAUGCUUCUUAGUUUUUUGAAUAUACAUCCUGCAUUACAACCAGCUGGCCCUUCUAAUAACAGCGCACAAACUGAAGCUAAGCCUUCUGAGACAGACCCAAAUUCUCAUGUAGAUCAACUUGAGGUAUCUACUUGCAGUAGAGGUCACAAUAUAAUUUAAAGAUGGCUUUUAUAGUCUUAUUAUUAAUCAUAGAAUUAAUGGCGCUUUUGCUGCUGUUAAUGUUGGUAUACUUUUUUAAAUGGCAAAGGAGGGGUAAAAUGUUUCAAGAUAAUAGUGUUUUGGUUGAUGAGCAGGAACAGAAGAAGGGUGACUUAACAGUCAUAGAUAGCAUGACUUUGGAAAAUACGCUCAAGCUAUUGGAGUUAAAGAGCUUAUUAUCUGACCUCGAUGAUAAUUUACGGGAUGUUAAAAAAGGCAAGAAGUCCAUCGAAGAUCACAGGAAAUAUUUUAAAGCAGAAGUUGACAAUAAACUUAAAAAUCUCAGCUUAAUAUAUCAUCCUGAUUCAGUGCAAAGAGCGGCAUUUGAUCGAGUGUUUUUUUGCUAA